Phytophthora infestans T30-4 is the source of this 1247-nucleotide messenger RNA. RefSeq lists its product as uncharacterized. NCBI's taxonomy places the organism in Eukaryota, Oomycota, Peronosporomycetes, Peronosporales, Peronosporaceae. The coding region runs from base 26 to 1177 and encodes 383 amino acids. The transcript has a single exon. The record is from RefSeq and is a predicted model, not a curated record.
GGGCUUGGACGCGCACAUCGAGUCGAUGGAAGAUGAAACUGCGGGGACCGGCUUAGCUGUUGCCAUCAUCACGUUCGCUACGCUGGCUAGUACUGGUAACGUCAUGACGUAUGUUUGUAUCCAGACGCGAGUACUUGAGCUGUCUCAACGCGAGCCUUUGGGGAUGCGAGGAGCCAUCACUGGAUCGUAUUUGAUCUUCCGAAGUGUCGUGUACAUCUUCACGGACGCCAUUGCGUACACUUUUGCAAGCAACUCGACGCAUCACUGCACGUCACUGCUCGUGUUUGGCAUUGUGGUCGCUUUGUCGAUCCCUCUGGUCUGGAAGGCUUGGCAGGAGAAGUACUACUCCCUCUCGACGCCCAUGAAGACGCGUGGUCAGAUUCUCUGGAGGAUCAUGCAGCAGAAGGCCGUGUGGAGUAUUUUGAUGUUCAUGUGCUUCUUCACACUCUUCUGUAGCAUCACGUUCAGCGGUCCUUCAGUGAUCAUCAGCGUCUGGGCCGGUGCCAGUGGUGACAACACGUUCGUGCAGCAACUCAUGUAUUAUGGUGCGAUGUUGCUUACGAUUGUGGCGUGGCGGCACUACUUCAUGAAUCGACCAUGGCGAACAUUCUACGGCACGGCUAUCGUUCUACUCAUCGUCCCCCAGCUGAUCCUCUCGAUCUUGGUUACUCAAGAUAUUCUACGAGAUCGAUACUUCUACCGCUUCAUGACGCUGUUCUCUAGUGUUUCAGCCGGUAUCGGCUGGCUGUCCAGCUUGAUUCCUCUGACGGAGAUCAUCCAAGAAGGCUCGGAGGGUGCCAUGGCUGGACUGAUGCUGUCAAUGUACUUCUUGGUUUCAGCCUUCGUACAGACCAACGCAGAGGGGCUUUUCAAUGGCACCAACUUCUACAACAUUGCUGAGGUGGCGCUGGACACCCCUGAAGCACGAUCGGACGUCCUCAAGGCGCUGAUUCUUAAUUACGGAAUCAACGCGCUGGGGUUCAUUGGGCUGUACUUCCUGCCGAGGCAGAAGCUCGAUACUCAACAAUUGCGCAGCUACGGAGGCUACACCAAGUGUGCAAGCGCUGCGAUCGUCACGUUUGCUGUGGGGAUGUUCCUGUAUUCGCUGACUAUUACUGUUCUCACGCUCAACCCUUCAACGUCCUGCCUGAGUAUCGCUGGAGGUGAUGGAUGCUAGAUUCUACUUCCCUGUAGCAAUUUUACUUGUAAUUCAGAUAUUUCCUAGGUGCUGUUGAUCAAUCGAAGAC